AUGCUAUUCAAACAGCAGGCAUUGCUGAGACAGAAGCUCUUCGUUCUGGGCAGCCUCGCUAUUGGAAGUGUCCUCUAUCUCGUGGCCAGGGUUGGGACCUUGGAUAGGCUUCAGCCCAUUUGCCCCAUUGAGAGCAGACUGCCCCCUCCUGAGCCAGAGCAGAUCCCUCUACGAACCCUGCAGUUCAAACGUGGACUCCUACAUGAACUCCGCAAAGGCAAUGCUACCAAAGAGCAAAUCCGCCUGCACAACCUGGUCCAGCAGCUGCCCCGGGCCAUCAUCAUCGGGGUGCGUAAGGGGGGCACACGCGCCCUGCUGGAGAUGCUUAACCUGCAUCCAGCCGUGGUCAAAGCCUCGCAGGAGAUCCACUUCUUCGACAACGACAAAAACUACGCCCGGGGCAUCGACUGGUACAGAGAGAAAAUGCCCUUCUCCUUCCCUCAUCAGAUCACCAUUGAGAAGAGCCCUGCCUACUUCAUCACGGAGGAGGUCCCUGAACGUAUCUUCAAGAUGAACUCCUCCAUCAAGCUGCUGAUCAUCGUCCGUGAACCCACCACCAGAGCCGUGUCCGACUACACACAAGUGCUGGAGGGGAAAGAGCGCAAAAACAAGACCUAUCAUAAGUUUGAGAAGCUGGCCAUCGACGCCAACACCUGUGAGGUCAACACAAAGUACAAAGCAGUGCGGACCAGCAUCUACACCAAACAUUUGGAGCGCUGGCUCAAAUACUUCCCAGUGGAGCAGUUCCACAUCGUGGACGGGGACCGCCUCAUCACAGACCCGCUGCCGGAGCUGCAGCUGGUGGAACGUUUCCUUAACCUCCCCUCGAGGAUCAGCCAGUACAACCUGUACUUUAACGCCACCAGGGGGUUUUACUGUCUGCGAUUUAACAUUGUCUUCAACAAGUGCCUGGCAGGCAGCAAGGGCCGCAUCCAUCCAGAGGUGGACCUAUCAGUGGUGACUAAACUGCAGAGGUUCUUUCACCCGUUCAAUCAGAAGUUUUACCAGAUCACUGGUCGGACAUUCAACUGGCCGUGA
This is a messenger RNA of Cheilinus undulatus (humphead wrasse), 1038 nucleotides long. RefSeq names its product heparan sulfate glucosamine 3-O-sulfotransferase 5. Gene Ontology annotation, molecular function: [heparan sulfate]-glucosamine 3-sulfotransferase activity. Lineage: Eukaryota; Metazoa; Chordata; Actinopteri; Labriformes; Labridae. The transcript is spliced from 2 exons. The record is from RefSeq and is a predicted model, not a curated record. The coding region runs from base 1 to 1038 and encodes 345 amino acids.